AUGUUUUAGGAUUCUGUGGCCUUUGAGGAUGUAAGUGUGAAAUUCACCCUGGAGGAGUGGGCUUUACUGGAUUCCUCACAGAAGAAACUCUACAGAGAUGUGAUGAGGGAAACCUUCAGGAAUCUGACCUCCAUAGGAGAAAUAUGCAAAGACCAUGACAUUGAAAGUCAAUAUGAACAUCAUGGGACAAAUUUAAGCAUUCAUAUAGUAAAGAGACCAGGUAAAAAUAAACAAGGUAGUCAAUAUGGAGAAAACUUCAGCCAAAUUCCAAAUCGUAAUCAGAAAAAGAAAACUUCUUCUGGACUAAAACUGUGUGAAUGCAGUGUGUGUGGAGUCUUCAUGAAUCAUUCAUUCUUCAGUAGGCAUAUGAGAUCUCACACUACACCCAAACCAUAUGAGUAUCAGGAAUAUGAAGAAAAGCCAUAUAGAUGUAAGGAAUGUGGGAAAGCUUUCAAGUAUCGCCAGUCCUUUCGAAGGCAUGAAAAGAUUCACACUGGAGUGAAGCCUUAUAUAUGUAAGCACUGUGGUAAAGCUUUCAGUUGUAUCAGUUAUUGUCGAACUCAUGAAAUAUCUCACACAGGAGAGAAACCGUAUAAAUGUAAGCAAUGUGGUAAAGCUUUCAUUUGUCCCAGUUACUUCAGAAAACAUGAAAGAACACAUACGGGAGAGAAACCGUAUGAAUGUAAGCAGUGUGGUAAAGCCUUCAGCUGCUUUACAUCCUUUCAAAGCCAUGAAAGGAGACACAGUGGAGAAAAGCCCUAUGAAUGUAAAAAAUGUGGCAAAGCCUUCACCUGUCCAAGUUACUUUCGAAAACAUAAAAGAAUUCAUACUGGAGAGAAACCCUAUGAAUGUAAGCAGUGUGGUAAAGCCUUCAGUUGUUCCAGAUCCUUUCGAAGUCAUGAAAGGAGACACAGUGGAGAAAAGCCCUAUGAAUGUAAAAUAUGUGGCAAAGCCUUCAGUUGUCCAAGUUAUUUUCGAAAACAUGAACGAAGUCAUACUGGAGAGAAACUCUAUGAAUGUAAGGAAUGUGGGAAGUCCUUCAGUUGUCCAAGUUACUUUCGAAAACAUGAAAGAAAUCAUACUGCAGAGAAACCCUAUGAGUGUAAGGAAUGUGGGAAAGCUUUGAGUUCUCUUACCAACUUUCGAAGACACAUGAUGAAGCACACCGGAGAUGGGCUUUACAAAUGUAAGGAGUGUGGGAAGGUUUUUGAUUGUCCAAAUUACUUUCAAUAUCAUGAAAGCACACAUAGUGGAGAAAAGCCAUAUGAAUGUAAGGAAUGUGGUAAAUCCUUCAGUACUCCCAGAUCCCUUCAAAAUCAUGAAAGAACUCAUACCAGAAAAAAACCCCAUGAAUGUAAGGAAUGCGGUAAAGCCUUCAGUUUUCCCUGUUCCCUUCAAAAACAUGAAAGAAGUCAUACUGGGGAGAAACCCUAUGAAUGUAAGCAAUGUGGGAAGGCCUUCACUUAUCUCAGUUCCAUUCAAAAACAUGAAAGAGCUCAUAGUGGAGAGAGGCCCUAUGAAUGUAAGGAAUGUGGGAAAGCCUUCAUUUCCCUUUCCAAUGUUCAAAGACAUAUGAUAAAGCACACUGGAAAUGGGCCUUGUAAAUGUGAGAUGUGGGAAAGCCUUUGAUUGUCCUAGUUCAUUACGAACACAUGAAAGAACUCACACUGGAGAGAAACCCUAUCAGUGUAAAAAGUGUGGUAAAGCCUUCAGUCGUCCCAGUUCUUUACGAAGUCAUGAGAGAGCUCAUAACUAAGAAAAAGUCUGAAUAUAAGGAAUGUGUGAGAACCUUUUGUGGACAUGUAAGAAUGCACACUGGAGCGAUACCCUAUGUGGCAAGCCUUUAGCUGUCUCAUUUCCUUGGGAAGCCACACCCAAAAACAGACAAACAAAAACCUCACAGUGGAAAAAGUUCUAAAAGUAAACAAUAUAGGAAAACCUUCACUUGUCUCAAAUCCCUACAAAACCAUGUGAGAAUGAAUACUGGGUAGAAACUGUAUAAGUGAAAAAAAUAAGACAUAAUUUUUAAUUUUAAUAUAUUUUCAAAGUGGUGUGAAAACUGCAUUGGAAAUAAAUAAUAUUAAUGUAACUAAUAUGGGUAACCUGUUGAAAACCAGGUUACUAUAAAAUUUUCAUGAUAUGAGUGAAAUAUUAUAAAGGUUAUACAUAUAUGGUCUUAUUAUUACUGACUUAUUCUUUAAGUAAUUCUCUGUAGUAUGGGGUCCUACUUGUGUAAGUAAAUAUUGAAGUGAGAUAAUUCUGUAGAUCUGUGGGUGAAUUGAAGUGUAUUUCUAGCAUGCAAGUAGGUUUAAUUUUUAUAUAAUUUUGUAAUUGAUCCAUAAGAAAAGGACCAUUGAAAAAUGACAUUUGGUAUUUGUUUUUUGUUUUCCUACUGGCCAAUGGUGACAAGAACUGGAUAUGUUUUACCCUUUUAUAUACGUGUGUAUUCCACCUUUCUUUCUUAAUAGAAAACUACUUUUUCAUUUGCCUGAAGAGCCUUACUGUUUUUCUUGCCAAUAAAUACAUUUGUAAG
Myotis davidii is the source of this 2533-nucleotide messenger RNA. Its product is annotated as zinc finger protein 709-like. The record is from RefSeq and is a predicted model, not a curated record. NCBI's taxonomy places the organism in Eukaryota, Metazoa, Chordata, Mammalia, Chiroptera, Vespertilionidae. Gene Ontology annotation, cellular component: nucleus. Gene Ontology annotation, biological process: regulation of DNA-templated transcription.